This is a messenger RNA of Cucurbita pepo subsp. pepo (vegetable marrow), 699 nucleotides long. Its product is annotated as MLP-like protein 328. Gene Ontology annotation, biological process: defense response. The record is from RefSeq and is a predicted model, not a curated record. Lineage: Eukaryota; Viridiplantae; Streptophyta; Magnoliopsida; Cucurbitales; Cucurbitaceae.
AUUCAAGUGUGAUUGAGUAUAUUGUGUAAAGCAAUUCAAGAGGGUUAGCAAACCAUGUCUCUUGCAGGGAAGCUUGUGAGUGAAAUAGAAAUAAACGUAGCUGCAGAGAAAUACUACAAAGUCUUCAAAGAUCAACCUUUUAAUGUCCCAAAUAUUUCCCCAAAACUUGUUCAACAAGUUGAACUUGAUGAAGGUGAUUGGGACAACCAUGGCCAUGGCUCCGUUAAGACGUGGAAGUACACCGUAGAUGGAAAACCUGAAGUUUUCAAAGAGAAAGCGGAAUUUGACGACGAAAAAUUUACAAUCAUCAUGAAUGGACUUCAAGGAGAUGUGUUUGAGCAUUACAAAACUUUCAAAAUAAUAUAUCAGGCCGUGCCUAAAGGUCCCGAGCAUAGUUUAGUAGUUCUAAGCGUGGAAUAUGAGAAACUUGAUGAUGAGAUUCCUUAUCCCUACAAGUACCUCCACGCCAUGGCUUGUGUCACAAAAGAUAUUGAACCUUACCUUAAAAAGUGACAACCUUUUAUGUCUCGAUAAAAGCUUCGUCGGUUAUUGUAGUUUUGUUACAUAUUUUACUCUUGUACUUCUUUAUAUGCUUGCUUGUUAUUGAAGGCGUGUAAAAAUAAAUAAAGGUUAUCCUGGUGUGUAAUUAAAGAAGCUAGAUGAUUAUGUUUACAUAAAUUAUAAUGCGUUUUACAUGAA